Messenger RNA from Lactuca virosa, 246 nucleotides. The record is from the annotation of a GenBank genome assembly. Lineage: Eukaryota; Viridiplantae; Streptophyta; Magnoliopsida; Asterales; Asteraceae.
AUGAAAUACAAAUAUGAGCUUACUAAAGUUGUAGAAGAAUUAGGAACCGGUGAAAUUUUGCUCAAAUGUGAUGGUCAGGGAAAAAGAUUUGAUAUUAAUCUGAUAAAACUAUUCUCGGAUGCUAUGAGCAUACCAGUGAUCGCAAGUAUUGGUGCAGGAAUUGCUCAACAUUGCUCACAUGUUUUUCAAAAGAAAAAGGCUUCAAUGCCUGAUGCAGGCAUUUUUCUUAAGAAAGAGGAAGAUUAA